CGAACCAGACGUCCAGUGGAAGACAGCAAUGGACUCCCGCGGCUCAUAUGUUCUUCACGCGCUGUUUUUGGCCGGAAUAAUCCAAUUGAUGUCACAACAGGGACACACACAGGUGACCAGCGUGACUUUCAAAUCUACCAAGAACGCGUACCUGCCGGUUUCAGCUCUCAAUACUGUUUCAGCUCGCAGUUCUCUUGAGUGUAUGACACUUUGCAAACAAAAAGAGGGAUGCCAUUCUUGUAACUACUUUGGAGAUGGUACAGGAGCCUGUGAACUCAACUCUCAGGUGGCUAAUGAUGUUGAAGCCGUCCAGCUCAGUCAGAAAGAAGAGGCAACUUACCAUGCCGCUCUCUACGUCGACUGCAAUGACGUCGAGACAACAGGAUUACUCAACAUAGACAUAUCCGGUUUCGGCCAAAAAACCGUCUACUGCGACAACGGAUGGCUUGUUGUCUUGAGAAGAACAGAUAAUCAGGUGGAUUUCCAUCGAACUUGGAACGAAUACAGAGAUGGUUUUGGAGACCCUCGUGACCAAUUCUGGCUCGGAAACGAGGCUCUCUAUGGGCUGACCAAUCAAGGCAAUUAUUCCAUGCAGAUUGAUAUGAAAUCCUGCGAUGGAAACUAUUACUACGUCAAGUGGAACUUG
Lingula anatina is the source of this 646-nucleotide messenger RNA. Its product is annotated as fibrinogen-like protein A. NCBI's taxonomy places the organism in Eukaryota, Metazoa, Brachiopoda, Lingulata, Lingulida, Lingulidae. The record is from RefSeq and is a predicted model, not a curated record.